Podarcis lilfordi (Lilford's wall lizard) is the source of this 835-nucleotide messenger RNA. Lineage: Eukaryota; Metazoa; Chordata; Lepidosauria; Squamata; Lacertidae. The record is from the annotation of a GenBank genome assembly.
ACCACUCUUGAUUGAGGGCGCAGUUGAGGGAGAAGAUUGAAGAUGCCAGAGCCAGCGAAAUCCGCUCCCGCGGCCAAGAAGGGCUCCAAGAAGGCCAUCACCAAGACGCAGAAGAAGGGCGACAAGAAGCGCAAGAAGAGCCGCAAGGAGAGCUACUCCAUCUACGUCUACAAGGUGCUCAAGCAGGUCCACCCGGACACGGGCAUCUCGUCCAAGGCCAUGAGCAUCAUGAACUCCUUCGUCAACGACAUCUUCGAGCGCAUCGCGGCCGAGGCUUCCCGCCUGGCGCACUACAACAAGCGCUCCACCAUCACCUCCCGGGAGAUCCAGACCGCCGUCCGACUCCUGCUGCCCGGAGAGCUGGCCAAGCACGCCGUCUCCGAGGGCACCAAGGCCGUCACCAAGUACACCAGCUCCAAGUGAGCUGGGCGCCCAUUUUUCGGUCGCCUGGGGACGUUCUACAGAAACCCAAAGGCUCUUUUAAGAGCCACCCACUUUCUCAUUUGAAAAGCGCUGUUCCGCCUUGUGUUAACUCUCAACGAUUCCCCCCCGGGGGGUUUCCUUUGGUGUCCUGCUGUCGGGAUUUAGUGGGGAAUAAUGCCAAUAGACGAGGGAGGGGACAGGAAGAGAUCGGCUGUAUCUAACGUUACUCUUAAAUCUGGGUCGACCAAUUAAUAGGUCUGUAAUAAUAGUAAUGGUAAUUAUUAUUACGGUCAAAGGCCAGUUCAUAAUAGGUCUGUAUUAGUCUGAUUCCUUUAUUUCAACGGGCCUGUUUUAGUGGGGCUUAAUGUUAUCAGUGAAAUAGUGUGUAUGCCUAAAAUAAAAGGUAUGGUGA